ACUGACGGUUCCAUACUAAAUAUGAAUUGCAAUGAUUAUUAUACAUAAGCCUCAAAGGCUGAAAGGCAAAGAAAUUUCUAGUAGAUGAUUGCCUUUGUUGUUUCAGUUUUAUUUUGUAUUUCUGUGUGUAAGCUUUUAUUUAAGGCGACAUCUUGUGCUGCGAAUAUACGUUUUAAUUGGACAUCUUUAGGCAAAAAAUGGAGAAGGCUGAAAAUUGGCAAAGCAAAUACUGUAGAGUUUGAAACAACGUCCUCAGCGGACUACUAUUGGACUGUGCUCGCUUUUGGAGCAGCAGAUGUUCGUGGAUGUAGCCAUUUGCUGCGAAAAGGGUUUACACGUUCAUAAAGUGGUUCUGGCUGCCAACAGUCCUUGUUUAAGCCAGGACAUUACAAAUGAAACAUUGGAAAAUCUGACAUUUGACUUCCCCUUACCUGCCGAGAAGAUAGUGAUUCCCAAGCCCCAGUUUCUCUCCAAAAAGCCCGAAUACCCUGCGCCAGCUUCGUCCAGCAAUCUGUACAAUCCCUACAAAGACAAUAGAAAGCUCCUUAUAGAAGCUGAACACCGGGCAUGUGUUAAGGAAGCCGAGGCUAGUAGAUCGGCUAUUGCUAACCUGACAAAAGAGAUGGUAUCUGCCCAACAUGCUAAUUCUUUCAUCAUUGAAGAAACUUGCUCAGAGACCACAGUUGAGAAUUUCAUCCCGCAUCCUACAGUAGGAUUUGGUGCUGGUCAAGUGUUUUUGCCCACUGACCCAAAAGUGUCCAACAAUGUCAUUCAGUCGACCAUACCCAGUAGCUCUGAAGAACUUACUGCUGAUCUAUUGGGAAAUGAAGCCCACUCUAGUGUGAAGAUACUGUUCAAGACCAGUGAUGGAAGCUUUCGUCACUGUUAGUGACGAAGUUCUCCAGAAUCUUCAGAAGGAUGAUAUGCAAUAUCAAGUGAUAGACGAAGUUGAAAAAUUAGGCGACGUUCAGGAUUUGCAACUGACAAAGGAUAUGACCAAUGCGGCAGCUGGAGAUAUACCACUUUUUCCGGAAACUUUUGAUCUAUUCGGCAAUGCUCAAACAGACUCGGCAAUAUCACCAAUGAACCACGUGAAGUAGUGGAUAACGCUGGUGCUUUGAUCGACCCGGAAAACGUAGGGAUACCUUCACUGGACACUGAAGGGUUGAAUGAGAGCUAUCCAGUCGAAAAGCAUAAACGAAGCAUGCCUAGUUUGGACUUUUCUCCUGAUAUGUUUUUCGCUGACUGAUAACAAGAGGAUUUGUUUGGAAGAGGACACCUCGAAGCAGUGACAUGUUGU
Messenger RNA from Acanthoscelides obtectus, 1300 nucleotides. NCBI's taxonomy places the organism in Eukaryota, Metazoa, Arthropoda, Insecta, Coleoptera, Chrysomelidae. The record is from the annotation of a GenBank genome assembly.